GGCACACUUUGACCAGUUUUCUUGGAGGUGGUUGCGUUUUAAAGCUGUCUCCAAAAUGCAGUGCAAUUUGGUUUUUAUUUUUCUGUUUUGUGUUUUUGGGAAAUGUCUUUGCGAGGAACGAGCAAAUUUUAAAGGGUGUCGUGUUAUUCGAGCUACUCCCGCAAAUGAAGCCCAGCUAAAGCUUCUUGCGAAUCUUGAAGAGUCCGGCAAUUUCGAAGUAGAUUUUUGGACUCACCCCUCCCACGUAGGUGCAGCUGUUGAUAUUCGUGUGAGUGCUUUGCAGUACCCUCGUCUCGCUAAGCUACUGGAGUCUAAUGGGAUCAUAUUUACCAUUCUUAUCCCGGAUGUGCAAGACUUGUUGGAAAGUGAGAACCCGCCUCCAGCCCGAUCAGCAAGAGCAUACGACUAUGGUCGUUACAAUAGGCUAACUCCGAUGGUAGAUGAACUCAGGAGCCUUGUUUCUUCUCAUCCAAAUUUGGCAAGUUUAGUGGAAGAGUUCGGCACGUCAUACGAGAAAAGGACGAUUUAUGCUGUAAAGAUAUCAUCCAAUCCUAACGCUGGACGCAAAACAUUUUUUAUCAACUGUGGAAUUCAUGCUCGCGAGUGGAUCACUCCUGCGACUUGUAUGUUCAUGAUAAAUCAGAUGCUGAAGAAAUAUGGCAAAGACGCGUCCGUCACUAACAUGGUGGAUAGGCUGGAUUGGGUGAUCAUGCCAGUAUUUAAUGUGGAUGGAUAUGAAUUCACUCACACCGGGAAUCGAAUGUGGAGAAAGACUAUGUCUCGAAAUAGUGGGUCUAGUUGCCUAGGCACAGACCCCAACCGUAACUGGAACUUCAGAUGGAAACGUGUCUCUGACAUUGCAGUCAACGCACUUUAUAAUGCUGGAUACCGGACGCAAUAUAGAGUUGGUCCCUCGUCUAUUAUUAUUUACGCAAAUUCAGGAUCUACAAAGGACUGGGCAUAUGGGGUCCUUGGCGUGAGGUACUCAUUUGCCCUGGAACUGAGAGAUAAGGGACAAUAUGGCUUUUUAUUGCCAGCCAAUCAGAUAAUACCAACUGGUCUGGAGACGUUCGCUGCCAUCAAGGCAAUGGGUGCAGCACUUAAAAUCUGAUGAAGAAGUGUCUGUCAGUUGCAUUAUAAUUACCAUUGAAAAAUGUCCCGGGAAAAAAAUUUCCAGAGAAUAUUGAUUAAAGGGGAUAUUUGAUUUUAAAGUGUGAGAGUUUAAUCACUGCUAUAUCAAUCACAGUCCGAAAAGACCUCUAUUUGUCAUAAAGUUGCGAACAAUAUCACA
Molecule: messenger RNA, 1291 nt
Organism: Pocillopora damicornis (cauliflower coral)
Lineage: Eukaryota; Metazoa; Cnidaria; Anthozoa; Scleractinia; Pocilloporidae
Product: carboxypeptidase B
Biological process (GO): proteolysis
Molecular function (GO): metallocarboxypeptidase activity; zinc ion binding
Source: RefSeq, a predicted model, not a curated record